Molecule: messenger RNA, 2403 nt
Organism: Trypanosoma cruzi
Lineage: Eukaryota; Euglenozoa; Kinetoplastea; Trypanosomatida; Trypanosomatidae
Product: trans-sialidase, putative
Exons: 1
Coding region: 1-2403 (800 amino acids)
Biological process (GO): ganglioside catabolic process; oligosaccharide catabolic process
Cellular component (GO): intracellular membrane-bounded organelle; cytoplasm; membrane
Molecular function (GO): exo-alpha-sialidase activity
Source: RefSeq, a predicted model, not a curated record
AUGCUCUCACGUGUUGCUGCUGUGAAGGCACCCCGCACACACAACCGUCGCCGCGUGACCGGAUCCAGCGGAAGGAGGAGGGAAGGAGGAGAGGGUGAGCCGCAGAGGCCCAACAUGUCCCGGCGUGUGUUUGCUUCCGCGGUGCUGCUCCUCCUCGUCGUGAUGUGCGGCAGUGGUGGGGCUUCGAACGCCGUGAAGAGUAAUUCGGGGAAUGCGCAAUUGCCUCAUACGGUCGAUCUAUUUUUGCCGAAUCAGACGCUGGUUGUACCGAAAGGCGGAACGUCUCAAGAGACGAAGAGGGAUGCAUUUGCUUCACCCUCUCUCGUCAGUGCUGGUGGAGUAAUUGCUGCUUUCGCCGAGGGUCACAUGUAUGCCGAAUAUGUCGUUGAAGGUAAAUCAACUAACCCGUCUUCGGAUGUUGUUGCGGAGUACAUUGACUCGGCGUGGGAAUGGCCCACUCUUGUUGAAAGGGUCGGUAAAGGAACAUGGAGAGCGCACACCGUGCUUGGCAAAGCGGAGGGAAAGAAGGGUUUGGAUGUUGUGCUCCGCCCCACAACAACCAUGAAGGGCAAUAAGGUGUUUCUUCUUGUGGGAAGCACUGAUUUGUCCUAUGUAAAUGGGAGUUGGGAAGAGGGCAGAUACGAACUAAAACUGGUUGUUGGUGAGGUCACGAAUGCCACGGGCGGCGAGCCGAGUGAACGGAUAAAAUGGGGCGAAGUUCAAUCGCCGGUGCAGCAGACUACUUUAGCUGCUCACAAAGGUGAAUGGACGGAGUGCCUUGCUUCUGGUGGCUCGGGUGUUCUGAUGGAGGAUGGCACCAUUGUGUUUUCUCUGAUGGCGAUUAAUGAAAAAGAUGAUGGCGUUUUCUCCUUGAUUAUUUACUCGAAGGACAACGGCAGUACCUGGUCGCUCUCUGAGGGCACUUCUCAUCUGAAAUGCGGUGCACCCCGCAUCACCGAGUGGGAGGGGUCACUUCUCAUGAUUGUUGACUGCGAGAAAGGCCAGAGGGUGUACGAGUCGCGUGACAUGGGGACAACGUGGACGGAGGCCAUCGGGACGCUUCCAGGCGUGUGGGUCAACUCAGGAUCGGGAGCCUCUCAGGAUUCAAGCCUGCAUGUGGAUGCUCUCAUCACCGCGACCAUUGAGGGCAGGAAGGUCAUGCUGUACACACAGCGAGGGUACGCCUUGGGGAAGAAUAAGGCCAAUGCGCUCCACCUUUGGGUGACGGACAACAACCGCUCGUUUUCUGUUGGACCGGUUGUCAUGGACAAUGCUGGGAAGGAGGAGCUCGCCAGCACCCUGCUGUACUCGGAUGGCAAGUUGCAUCUUUUACAACGGAGGGUCAGUGGUGAAGGCAGUGUCAUUUCACUUUCCCGCCUGACGGAGGAACUGAAGGAAAUUGAGUCCGUCCUCAGUACUUGGGCGCAAAAGGACAUUUUCUUCUCCAGCUUGUCUAUACCCACGGCGGGUCUGGUGGCAGUUUUGUCAAACGCAUCGGCCAGCGAUGGCACGUGGAACGACGAGUACCUUUGCCUGAAUGCAACGGUGACGAACGCCACGAAGGUCGAGGAUGGGUUUCAGUUGACGGAGCCUAACUCCAGGGCAGUAUGGCCUGUGAACAUUCCGGAUGAUAAUGUGCGUCAUAUAUCCUUGAGCCACAACUUCACACUUGUGGCGUCGGUGACCAUCGAAAAGGCUCCGAGUGAGAACACUCCUCUCCUGACUGCGGUGUUGGGUGACGCUGGGCCCGAGUAUUUCAUGAGACUGUCGUACACCGCGGAUAACAAGUGGGAGACGAUGUUCAAAGGCGGUAAAAAAACAACAACGGAAAGCAGGCCUUGGGAGGCGGGGAAAGAAUACCAAGUGGCACUCAUGCUGCAAAGCAACAAGACCUCUGUGUACAUUGAUGGUAAGUCGCUGGGGGAGGAAGAAUUGCCGUUAACAGGUGAGACACCACUUGAGCUUUUUUUGUUUUGCUUUGGCGCGUGCGACAUUGAUGGUGAUGAGGAGAAGGCGGCCAAUCCGAAGGAGAUCGGCAAAAAGCCUCGUGUGACGGUGACGAACGUUUUUCUGUACAACCGCCCACUGAAUUCCACUGAGAUGAGUGCAAUCAAGGACAGGAUCCCCGUUCCGACGAGAGCUCCAGAACCACAAGUGAAAAUUGCACCCAAACCUGUCGCACCUGCUGCACCUGCGGUGCCUGGCCCACGGGAAGUACCAGCAGCACCGGGGAGAACCGCCAAUACCCAAAAUGCGCCAGCGGGACGCUUGACUUCUGCUGGGAAUGAAGGGACGGCACGAGAAACGGGUGAUGGUGGGGCAAAUGGUGAUGCUGGUUCCGCGUACGGGAGGGUGCUGCUGCCGCUGCUUCUGCUGGGACUGUGGGGCUUUGCGACUGCGUGA